This is a messenger RNA of Adineta ricciae, 2097 nucleotides long. Lineage: Eukaryota; Metazoa; Rotifera; Eurotatoria; Adinetida; Adinetidae. The record is from the annotation of a GenBank genome assembly.
AUGGCUGAAGAAGAACCGAUAAAGAAAACUGCUGCUGUUAGUAGCAUAUGGUCGCGUUUAAUUUUAAACGUAGCACAAAGUAAAGCUGCCAAAGAUGAUUCAUCAAAGUUAUCGGCCGUUGAACAACAAACCGAAAAUUCGCGAAAGGGUGGAACUAUUUGGGAAGCUGUUCGAAAAGCUGAUGAAGAAGCUAUGAUACGUCUUGUAACCAAAGAUCCCAAAAAUGUUGAUGCACGUGGUCCUGUCGGUGAUUGUCCAAUACAUAUGUGCUUCUUAUAUGGAUCUGAUACUCAUCUUAGUAUGGCACGAUAUCUGAUAACUAAAUUCCCUCAUACGAUAACGCAAAUAUACAAUGAAGACGAGUAUUAUGGUGAAAAUGCUCUUCAUAUCGCCAUCAUUAAACGAAAUGCAACGAUGGUUGAAUGGCUGCUUGGGGAUGAACAAAAUCAACGCUAUCAACGAAAACAAUUGACAGCAUGUGCUAGUGGCAAUUUCUUCAAAGUUGGUCGACCAUGUUAUUAUGGUGAAACCCCAUUGGCAUUUGCUUGCUGCACGAACCAAUGGAAUAUCGCUGAAAUCUUACUCAAAUACGGUGCAGACAUGGAUGUUACGGAUUCUAAUGGCAAUAACAUCUUACAUUUACUUGUUAUUCACAAAUUACCAAAAAUGUACACGAAAGUUAAACAACGUUGGAUAGAGAUACAAGAAGCAGACAAAGACUCCAGUGAUGAAGAAGAAAACAAGUCCAGCGCAUCAAAGAAAGUCACACCAUUAUGGAAACGUUUGAAUAAAAACGGAUUGACGCCGUUAACAUUAGCAGCGAAACUCGGUCAUGCGGACAUGUUUUCGUUUUUGCUCGAAGAACGUAAAAUAACACAAUGGAGUUAUGGACCCGUUUCAUGUGUGCUUUAUCCGUUGGAUCAAGUAGAUUUAGAAUUUCAAAACGAUGAUGAAGAUGAUGAUGAUGACAAUGAUGAUGAUUCAAAACCAGUUGGUGCAUUAGAAAUCAUCGUUAAAAAUGCGCAUGUAGAACUGAUUAUGCAUCCACGUUUGAUUGAUUUAGUUAAUAAAAAAUGGGAACGUUUCGCGCGCCGAAUCUUCUUCCAUCGAUUUCUUCUUACAUUUACGUACUUAUCCAUUUUUCUCAUAACAACAAUCAUGGAUCAAGCGCGCAUAGAAACGGUCGAAGGCGAAGGUGACGAAGCGGUCAUAACUAAUAUAGAACCACCUGGCAUGAUACAUCAAGGUAUAUGUGCUGCCGGUCGUCUAUUUGUCCUAGCGGGAGCAAUAUGGAAAGGAAGAUCUGAGUAUCACGAAAUGACCAGUUUAGGUAUUAAAAAAUAUUUCCAAACAACUGGUUCGGGUUUAUUGGAAAAUUGCUUAUCAUGUUUAUUUUGUUUGUGCAUCUAUCUGAUCAACAUAGUUCGUCUGUUCGAAUUUCACGCUGAAAGCGCUCUAUUGGCCAUUGCAGCGAUUGUUGGCUGGGGUUACAUGUUGUUCUUCGUCAUGGCUUUCCGUUUGACAGGUCCAUUCGUUGUGAUGAUUUAUGAAAUGUUAUUCAACGAUGUCCUACGAUUUUUUAUUAUCUAUAUCGUCUUUUUAGCUGGAUUUUCACAAGCAUUCUUCGUUCUAUUCGAUAAUAACGGUUUCGGCGGUUUUCUCAUCAGUGUAAAACAAAGUUUUCUUGGCAUGCUUGGUGACUUUGACCUUGAUGCAUACUCUGACACAUCAUUCUACUACAUCAGUGUAUCUUUACUUGUCAUCUAUAUCAUUGUUGUCACCAUUCUAUUACUCAAUCUAUUGAUUGCCAUGAUGGGUGACACGUACGGAAAUGUUAUCGAAGGUGCAACACAAAUCUGGCAUUUGGAACGAGCACGUAUUGUCUUUGCCAUUGAAAGCGAAAUGUCUACCGAAGAACGCAAUUUACAAGCGAAUAAAUAUUGGACCAAUGUUGACGGUGAACGAUAUCUGCAAGUUGAAGAAGUUGAUGAUGAAUGUUUCCGUGAUGCCGGUGAUGAAAAUGAUGCUGGCGAAGAUAAUAAAGAGGAAGGAGACGGAAAGAAAAAUGAAAAUGAUCGACGUGGAAGUUUAAUUUAA